Molecule: messenger RNA, 426 nt
Organism: Corvus hawaiiensis (hawaiian crow)
Lineage: Eukaryota; Metazoa; Chordata; Aves; Passeriformes; Corvidae
Gene: MRPS24
Product: mitochondrial ribosomal protein S24
Biological process (GO): translation
Cellular component (GO): mitochondrion
Source: RefSeq, a predicted model, not a curated record
AUGGGGGGCACCAGCUGUGGGGUCACGCCGGCGCUGUCGCCCCACUCCGGGGACACCAGCACUGCUCCGGGGGGUUCUGGGGACGCGCUGGCUGCUUGCCCCGUGCCCUCCACGUCCCCAGUGCCACCCGGCACCUCCACACCACCCCCCGCCUGCCUCAAGACGCGAGCGGCGCGGGUGCGCGCGGGCAAGGGCGACAAGCUGGUGACCUACGAGCGGGCACACCCGCCCCACUACAUCGGCCACCGCAAGGGCUGGCUGUCCCUGCACACCGGGAACCUGUGUGGCGAGCGGGGCGCGGCGCAGCGGGCACUGGAGGACGCGUUCCUGCGGCGCUUCCUGUACGGGACCUUCCCGGGGCUGCUGUGCCCCUUGCCCCCGUGCCCCACGGGGCCGUGUCCCUGUGUCCCCCACACAGCCCCAUGA